Molecule: messenger RNA, 6566 nt
Organism: Lottia gigantea (owl limpet)
Lineage: Eukaryota; Metazoa; Mollusca; Gastropoda; Lottiidae
Exons: 35
Coding region: 1-6504 (2167 amino acids)
Source: RefSeq, a predicted model, not a curated record
AUGGAAGAAACUUUGACAAAAUUACAGAAAGAUUGUUCUGGACAGAGGUUAUUACCGAUUAAAAAGUCAUGUAUAGCUGCAAUAGAAACCUUGAAAUCCCCAGAGAAACUAUCGUCUAUGCCAACAUGUGAUGUAAGAGAGAUAUGUUUAGAACCAAUACAACUUGCUCUAGAAUCAAGGUCUAAAAGACUUAUGUCUCAUGCUAUUGUAGGCUUACAGGAACUAUUAAAAGAUGAAAGAUUUCAGUGUAAUUUUGAAGCAGUAGAAGAGAAGUUAUUACCUGUACAGGUGUUAAACUCUUUAUAUAUUACACCUAAUUUACCUGAAGAGGCUCAGGUUGAAAUUAUGAAGUUUCUAUUGAAUAUGACAUUUUCUAUCAGUUGGUGUAUGAAUGCUAAAGUUAUUUGCAAAGUUUCUCAGCUUUAUAUCGACAUCCAUCUUGGUGACCUCAAUGGGGAUGUAGGUUCACUAGCCUAUAAUAAUUAUAUUAAAUGUUUAGACGUUUUACCUGAACGUCUAGCCAUUAUUGAGAAUUUACCUGCAUGUGACCAGUGUGAGGUAUUUGUGGAUACGUAUAGUAGCAGUUCACUUAAUGUUCGUGGCUCUGUUAAAGCUGCCAUGACUCAGAUGUUAAAGAGUUACACAGAAAAACUGAGAGAACUCGAAAAUAAAGUGGUAGAAGAUGGAGAUAAUGUUCUCGCUGAUUUCAAACAAUCAGGCAAUAACUAUAUGUCUAGUGAAGGUCUUAUGGAUGAUAUUGUAGCUAUUUUAAGAUUUUUCUCUGGAAAAUUAAAUGGAACACAGAGUUCUGGUGGUCAAGGUAAACAAGAGGUACAGAUUCUAGUAGAGGGCAUACUGUCAUUAUUAACUAAUUCUCCAUUAUCAAUUAGAAAUCAUGCUGGUUUCCAGGAACUUGUCUGGAGGAAUCUUUGUCCAGAUUUAAUAUCACUGUUAGGAACACCUAAAGCUGAGAGAAGUAUUCUAAUGACACGGUCAUUAUCCAUGGAGGAAGGGGUCGUAGGUCGGGGGUCAGCUAGGUCAACCUCAGCACCUAAUGUCAAUGUAGCUACUGCCAAAAUUAUUUAUGCAAUAGCUAACCAGUUAGUAAGAUUGAUAGGAACAAUAGGAACCUUGAGACCAGUUCUAGAAUCUCUUUUUCAUCGUAUGUUAAUCUAUCCUCCACCACAACAUAGACUUGAUGCUUUAAAAUCUAUCUGUGAGAUAUUGUCUAGUCCUGAAUUAGUUGCUGAUAUAUCAGCACCACCUAGUCAGGAGGAAGCAGAUCAAAAAGUGAAAACGUUAAAUGAUGUGCCAUUAUUAAGAUUGAUUGUGGACUCUCUACAGGAAUCUAGUCAAUGUACUGAUAUAGCUGUAUGUUUUGUGAGUGUACAAUGUGCUGAUCAGUUAUUAGGAACUUUAGACAAACUAUGUAAUGGAGAAGGUUUGAUAGAAAGUGUUGUAGAAGAAAUCAAUAAUACCUAUAUAGAGCUUGGUAAAGAUAUAAGUAAUGAGUACAAUGGUAGAAAGGAAAGUUUAGUAGAAGAUGGAGGAUCAGUUAGUAAACACUCUGAUGAUGAUGAUGAGGAAGAAGAAGAAGCUGAGAUUGAUGAUAAAAAAGAAACUAGUGGAUCAGAAUCUGAAACUAUAAACAAGGAAAAAGAAUCACCUAAAAAACGUUUAGGAUCAAUAGGUAAACAGACAGUGGAGGAUGAGAUGGAUUUAAAAAUAACCAUCCAGAAUCAGGUCCAGUCAGAUCAACGUCAAGAGAUGGUUCGACGUCACAGGUUGCUUCGAGAUAAAUUUGAAGCUGUAGAACGUCAAAAUGCCAAGUUAUUUAUACAUCAGUUUAAACGUAUUUUACCACAGUUGUUCAAUAUGUAUUCUAUACAAGAAGUAGAUCAAGGCUUGAAACAGUUUGCCUCCAAUUUCUGUGCAGGAAUGGUACCAGUAGAGUCAUACUGUGAGGAUGUUAAAGAUUUGAUAUCAUCAGUAAUAUUAAAUGCUGAUGGUAUAUAUACAGCAUCACUAUUAUCAUUAUUAUUAUCAUUAAAACUCAAUCUAAAUGAUUAUUAUAAUGGUAAUAAAACAGCUAAACAACCUCUCACUGAGACUGCAGGAUAUAAUAAACAUAAUGAUACAGCACUAAUACAAAUGUUGAAAGAAAUUGAUGGAUUAGAAAGUCAUGAAAUUGGAGGACAGUUAUUAUCAGAUGGUAAAGAAAACUCUGGGUUUAUAGAUAUUGGUCAAGAGAAGACUGGAACUCAAGCUGUAGAAGCAGGAAAGAAGUUAUCUAAGUUAAUAUUGUAUGUAUGUUAUGAUGAUAUAUUAGAUGUUUUAUCAGUAUUAUUAACUGGUAAAAGUUCCUGUGGCAGUUCCAGUAGUCUAGCUUUAUUACUGGGUACUGAGGGAGCCAAGGAAGAAUCUAUGAGAGCCAGGAAUGCCAUAUGCUUAAGUUUAGAUGGAUUGAGGAAAGCUGCCAAAUUAUGCUGCAUGUUAGGUUUACAGAACAGAUGUGCUGGUGUAUUUACUCAACUAGCAACAACAUCAUGUGUAAAAGAAGAUUUUAAAUCAGAUAAUAAACAAAAUAAAUCAUCAGUUUUACCUUCAAAACCUAAACUAGCCAGACUUCAUGCUGCUCAUGUACUCAGUAUGGAUGCUGUCAUGACAACAGGAUUAGAAAUGGGAAGCCAUUCUGCUGAUUGCUGGCAACAUGUCUUCAGAUGUUGUGCCCAUAUCUCGGAAUUAGAACAUACAUAUUUUAGUGGUGGUAAUAAUCAAUCUAGUCUACCUAAAAUACAACAAGAACAAACAGCUGAGAUAGAUAUGGCUCCUCCAAAUGAGAAUGAGUUAUAUGCAGCACCUGUUGUACCAGUAGGACCUAUAGCCCCUCAUAUCAAUGUACUUGAACUGAUCCGUCAGUCUAGUAUAGAAUCAGGAUGGGAUAGUUCACUUACUGGAGGAGGGGUGUUAACUCAUGCUCAAGCUACUAAAGCUCUGUGUGGUCUUUCACAAGAGGUUGAUAGUUUGUUUGAAGAUGCAGCAAGAAAAUUAAACUUGAUGUCACUACUAAGUUUUUUAACAGAGCUAGGUGAAGCUAGUAGAGCACAGCUACGUAAACUGGGUACUGGAGACUACGAGACUGGAAGACUACCAACUAAUGCAUUACAUCUAUAUAGAUUACAGGAUGUUCUAAUGAAAGUAGUCAAUAGUACCAGACCACUAUUACAUCUAAUAAGAGCUUGGAGUGUUAUAUCUCCUUAUUUAGUCGAGGCUACAGGACAUCAUGAACGUAGUAUUAGUAAAAUGGCUGUAACAUGUAUACAUGAAUUUAUAGUUGCUAUGUUAUCUAACCAUGAAGAAUUACCACAUUUCCACGUUAAUGAGUUCCUAUGUAAAACAUUUGAAGAUAUGUUAUGUUUAGAAUUAUGUGAUGGUGAUGUACAGGAUCAGAUUGUAUGUUCUCUUUGUGAAGAAGUAGAAGCUUGUACAGCUCAGAUACAGUCUGGUUGGAGACCAGUGUUUGGAGCUCUACGUUCUGUUAAAAUAGAAUAUACAGCUAAUGAAGAGGUGAAUGAGGCUAGACAGAGACAUAUAGCAGCUGUAUUAGAUGUAUUUGAAGUGUAUUUAAGUACUGAUAAUAUACUAGUCUAUGCUAACGCUACUGUGGACUGUAUUUUAUGUUUGUUGAAAUAUGUUCAUGGACCUGGUAUGUUUGAGUAUGGCAGUGAUGAUGACAGUGAAUCAGGCAGUGAUCUAGGGGCAGGUAAUCAAGUUAUAAAUGAUGAAAACCUCUGUAUACCAGCGUUAAAAUAUCUGAAACGAUGUUGUGAUAUACUUACACAUAUGUGGAAGAUGCCAGCUUGUCCUCCUUUUAAAGGCUCUCAAAGAAUACAGUUAGGAAACACAGUCAAAGUCGUAGACCCAAAUAUACCAGAUAUGAAUUUCGAAUCCUUUGCCAAACAUUUUAAUGCUGACCAACCAGAUGUGGAGAUUUCUCCAGACAAAGAUCCUGAUUGGGUAGUAGUUCAACCUGAUGCCAAAAGUAGCCAAUCAGUGGACUCAGGGAUGGUUAAUGGUAGCCAAUCAGAGCACUCAUUACAACCAUCAGAUGUAAAACAAGAUGUGAUUGGUCCAGGGAAAGUUGAAUGGAAACCUAAACCUCUAGAUGAUUUAGACAAUCCGUCUGGAAUACUACAUGUCUGGUAUCUACUGUUAGAUGGCCUGGCUACCUCUAUAUCUUCCUGUCCUAAAACUUUCCAACCUCAAACUCUACAGACAUUGUUUGAACUGCUGAGAUCUGCUGCUGAUGUGCCUGGUCCUGAGUUUGCUGUACAUUGUGUCAAUCAUCUAGUAUUACCAAUGUUACAAUCGUGGUUACGUCGUGGAUCACGUAUUCAGAAUUACUGGAUAUCAGGAGCUGUGAAUUUUAAACAGUGUCUGGGUAAUACAGCUGAUCUAGUAGUCGACUAUCUCAAUAAAUUUGUUGGUGAUAAAGAAACCCAUGCUAUGUUAGAGUUUAUGAUUAAACAGAUGUUAGAUGUAUUAACAGAAUGUGUUGCUCAACCUGUAGAAAGAAUAUCUCGACUGGGUUGUUCUUGUAUCAGACAUGUUCUAUCAAGUGCUGGUCCUCUGCUAACAGAAUCUAUGUGGCAGAUUUGUGCUGAAUCUAUACAGAGAGCUUUAAAUAUUACAACAUACAGUGUUAGACAACUGAUGACAUUAUUCCACGCCAACUCUGAGAAUUUCUAUGGUGAUAUAGGUCAGGUCAAGGUGGCUACACGUAAAGAUUGUACACCAAUAGAAUUUAUUAGAUUAAAACAACUGGCUCAUCAGGUCUUCCUGUUAGAAAGUCAGGUAUCUAUAAUAUCCAGUGUGAAAUUUGAUAUGGAUGAAGAUAAAUCAUUUAUAUUUUUAUUAUAUCCACCAAAUCAUGAGGAUAGUCUUAAUCCAGAACAUAUUAUGACUAGAGUACCGUUUCGUAAUAUAGUUGUAGGAUUAUUGUCACAUCAACUAUUAUUACAGACAAUAGGAUACCUGUUAUUAGAUGGGGCUGAAAUAAAAUCAGAUUCUAGUACUGAUACUGAAUUUAUACCAAAACAAUCUCACACCAAAAUACCAGGUCUUCUACCAUAUAUGUCAACUCGUAAUGUACUAACUUUCCUGGAAUGUCUUCAAUCAGCUUACUCUCUGGCUUGUGACUUUGACUCACGUCCUGGACUCAAAUUCCUGGUACAGAAGGUGGCUGGUUUAGACGUAGCAGCAAAUCUUUAUAAACAAGCUGGAGCAAGUAUUGUUUAUUAUGUUCAUUCAUUGGUGGAAAUUUGUUGCCAUAACAAUUCGAUAUCAUUGAAGAAUACUCAAGAGAUUCUCGAAACAUCCAACGUUUGUGAACGAGAUACAGGAAUCAUCUCAGAUUUGGUUCUAGAAAAACGUCAUUCAAGUGGUGGAAUUUUAACCAGUCCUGAUGUGUUUACGUAUUUGCUGCAGAAUGUCUGUGAUGAACUGUGUCAAACCUAUGUAGAUGUUUUAGUUGAUAAAGAAGGAACGGCCAGGUUUGAUCGAAUGGAGGAACAGCCGCUGUUCUUUUUAAUUGCCCAACCUGAUGAUAUGAGUGACGUUACAAGUAAGAAAGUAAGAAGAUCAAGUUCGACACGUUCUAAUAAGAGUGAUAGUGGUGGAGUUGUCUCCUCUCCUGUUAUCAUAGAUACACAGGAUAGUAAGUGGUCUUUUUCAUUUCAUCUUUGUCCUUCCAAGGUUGUCAGACCUUAUAAGGGAUGUGAUAUUGUCUCUGUUCAAGCGACCUUCCAAAACACACCAGAAGAAACAACAACAAAAAAUGAAUCUGAUGAGGAAGAGGUCAUGAAUGGAGAUCAAGGUCAAGAGGGUAAAGGUCAAGGGUUAAUUGAUGAAGGUCAAGGUAAAAGUAAGCGUGAGAUAAGAGAAGAUAAAGAAAGUAGAGUGUAUACUGUAGCCACUGAUAAAACUAUCAAAUCAUUGAUGAGCAAGUAUAAACAGCGCAAACAACAAAAUUCUAUGCCAAGUUUCGUGAAAUUGGUGAAUCGAAUGAAAGAUGUCAGAAAAGAUAAGGUACCUAGAAAAGAAGUGGUUGAUGAAAAAAUAGAAAAACAGCAACAGUCGUCCAUAAUGAAGGACAGUGAAGCCCACCUUCGAUCAUGGUCGGAGAUGUUAACCAGAAUUCUACAGUUGUUCCUACAAAUGGAUGACCUAAGAUUUAAGUCUUUAAUUCCAGUAAUUUAUAACUGUAACACUCAGUUGGUCUGUCACUCAGACGACCCUCGUCUCAAACAGACACUUGCCACCUGGUUUCAUCGUCUUGGUAACCUCUACCAUUACUCACCAAUCAAACGAUUGGUUAAACCAGAUGAUGAUGUUGCUGUAGCCCAAUCAGAUUCUGGUAUAGACACUAAUAUUGACCAAUCACAGAUGGUUUCAGAAUCUCAAUCUGACCAAUCACAGAUUGCCAGCAAGUCAGAAGAUCAGUAAAAUAACCAAUCAGAUGUUAAUAAAACUGUUAACCAAUGAAAUCUCGGUAUUCCAUAUCAGAU